Molecule: messenger RNA, 5382 nt
Organism: Ostrea edulis (European flat oyster)
Lineage: Eukaryota; Metazoa; Mollusca; Bivalvia; Ostreida; Ostreidae
Product: zinc finger-containing ubiquitin peptidase 1-like
Exons: 8
Coding region: 297-2576 (759 amino acids)
Biological process (GO): regulation of gene expression
Cellular component (GO): nucleus
Source: RefSeq, a predicted model, not a curated record
CGUGUUCAGAAACUGAAAAACAUACAUGUAAUAACAGUCAUUCUUUUAUAAUAUGAUAAUUUUUGCAACUUGUAUUUAAAGGUAUUGACCGUAGAAUAUAUGUUUUACAAUUUUAAGUUUGACAUAUCGAGAGCGCAUUUUCCGGAAACGAGGAAAGGGCAUUUCCGUUACAAACUACGAUUAUGUAGUAUGCUGCUGAAAAUGAAAAUAGAAGAAGCAUUUCAACGAAAAUUUACGAGAUUUUAGCCAUAUAUUUUCAUAUCUAAUGAAGCGGUUCUGAAAAGAUCAUAUGCCCCAUGGCUGAAGGGGGUGUUACUUUGGAGAAGGAUAAGUUCCUGGAAGAUGAUGCUAAAUUUCCCUGUCUCAUCUGUGGUCAGAGGGGGCUGACCCAGAAUGAGAUGCGAGUUCACAUAAUGAUGGAGCACGUGGAGCGCGACAUUUCCUGUCCAUUUUGUGACCUCAGCGGAAUUACGUCUAGCGAGAUGAACCUUCAUAUUAAUAGUACUCACCUAGUAGACGAUGAUACUGCUCAAACUAGCCAGUCCAACACCUUAUCUGUAAAACACAACGACUCUCCUGAUGCAGGAAAAAUCGAGGUGCACGGCACCAAGUCCUUAGAGAUACAUUCCAACAGCAUGGACAAAAUGACGACAACUUCAGAGAAUGCUCCAGCAAGGAACUCACAGAGAAUAAAAUCCACGGACUCAGAGGAUGACAACAAGGUUUCUUCUGAUACAACUUCUUCUCAAACUUUGAAAAUGGCAGGAAACCUUCACAGUGAUCAUGAUGAAAGCUGCAGUUCAAAAACUGAAAAUAAGCUCAAUAAGUCUAUAGAUAAAUUGAAGAAUGUUCAGUCUUCUGAUGGAGUGGACAAGAGCCAUUUGUUUUUGGAUGUAAGUCCUCCAAGCGAAGAGGUGGGAGUUCUGCGAAUGACUCGAGGCUUCAACAGCAGUCUGAACCAAGGAUUAGCCUCAGGACCAGGACACAGCAGAGGAGCCAGUCAGAGAAGCGACCCCCUGGCUGUACCAGACAUCAAUGAUAAUGUAGAGCUUGAUAUCAACUCCAAUAUACCUGGUGAAUUUUCUUGUCCCAUGUGCCAGUUCAGCACAAUAUCGGAAGCAGAUAUUCAGACUCAUGUAAACAGAGAACACUUGGACAUUUUAAGUCCGUGCAAAGGUGGAGAUUUUGAAAUGGUGGAUGAUAAUUCUGUUCCAAGGUGUCCGCUAUGUGGAGAAGUGAUGAGUUCUAUUGAUGAAUUACAAAUUCAUGUCAACACCAGUCAUUCUGAUAUCCUCAGUCCAGAUCAGCCAAUGGAAAUGCAGGGAAAAUCAUAUCCACCAAUGAGUAAAGAGGUUGAAAAGCCAACCAGAGAAAAGAAAGCUUCUACUCUGCCUUUAGCAACUUUUGACAAGAAUGAUAAUGAUGAGGACUGGGAAAUGGGUGCCUGUGGCAGGACUUGGAAUGGGGAGGGAGGAUGGCAGGAUGUGGUCGUAUGUCCUGUUUGUGAUCAGGAGUUUGACGAUGCAGCCAUUUUGGAAAUCCACGUGAAUGGUCAUUUUUCUGCUGAUAACACACCAGUUGUUGAAAAUGACUUUGCAUUAGCACAAGAACUUGGGAAGUCUGAAUAUGAUGAUCAAGAGCAAAGGCAAUUUGAAGCCCUGCAGGCAAUGUAUGGAAUGAAAGGAAACUCUAGUUAUAAGAAACAGUAUGAGAGAAUCCUGGAAAACUCCUUCACCAAAGGAGAACUGAGCAUCACGGAGUACCAUCUCCGCAAACAGAGCAUGAAAACUAAAGAUCUGGCGGGCAUGGAGGAUGGCCACUCGUGUACUAAAGGCAUAAUGGAGAGACUAGCCAUUUACUAUGGGAGUAAGCCGCCCAGCAUAGUCAAUGUUUAUCUCUCCUCACAUGUGGACCAUUACUCUGCAUCCUAUGGGGACAAAGGGUGGGGGUGUGGAUACCGGAACUUCCAGAUGCUGCUGUCGUCCCUAGCUGCCAAUCCCACCUACAGCAAAGUUCUGUUCAAUGGUAAACCAGCGAUACCAUCUAUUCCAAAGAUCCAGCAGCUAAUAGAGGCCGCCUGGGCUAAAGGGUUUGAUCAGCAGGGGAGAGAACAACUGGGCAACAAAGUCACCAACACCACCAAAUGGAUUGGGGCCACGGAGAUAGCCGCUUCUUUGUACUCACUCAAAGUCAAGUGCCAGCUCUUGGAUUUCCACAACCCAUCUGGGCCCCAGGGCACACAUCCAAAACUCUUUGAGUGGAUCAAGGCCUACUUUGAGAAAAAGGAACCUUACAAACUCCCUCUUUAUCUUCAACACCAUGGUCAUAGUAGGACUGUGGUAGGUAUUGAGGAGGUUCGUGAGGGAGGGUUACGUCUGCUCAUCUUUGACCCGUCUACUCCACGCAAACAGAUGCAGCAGUAUCAUGGAGUCGUGAACGGCAGCAACCUUCGCACCAUUCGACGGACAUUAUACGGGCUGAAGGCCAAGCAGUACCAGUUGGUGGCGGUCACAGGGGUACUCACUGACCAGCAGUAUGAAGAGUACAAGGUGCUCCGCUCCCAGCGCAUCCCUUAGGGGAAAAGUUGAACCAUCGAGGAAAAGUUUAAUCGAUUUGGAAAAAGUUGAAUCCGCAAGAAAAAAGUUAAUUCCAGCAAAGGAAGGCUAAAACCUGUAGGAAAAAAGUCAAUAAUACUAAAAAAAAAAUCUACAAUUCUAAAGAAUUGCCAAAAUGUAAAUUAGGUUUCUAUAAAGUAUAUUAGAUUUGUUUCUUUAAAGUUGUCAGUUUCAUCCAAAGGGAGUUUUCUUUCCUUCUCAAAUGAGUCAAGAAAUGGCGGGGAAAUAUCAUAUUACUGGUACUUUGUUCAGUAACCUAUAGUUAUCUUUCAAAUUUGCAUUUGAUAAUUCUUUUAUGCAUCUUUACUUUUUUGUACUGGCUUUCUAUCAAUCUCAUUUUUAUGCCCCUGAGAUCGAAGAUCGGGGGGCAUAUUGUUUUUGCCCUGUCUUGUCAUUCUGUCUGAAACUUUAACCUUGCUAAUAACUUUUGAACAGUAAGUGAUAGAGCUUUGAUAUUUCACAUGAGUAUUCCUUGUGGCAAGACCUUUCCUUGGGUACUAACAUUAAUGACCCUGUAACCUUGACCUUGGAGUUUAAUCUACUUUUUGAAAAUUUUAACCUUGCUUAUAACUUUUGAACAGUAAGUGAUAGAGCUUUGAUAUUUCACAUGAGUAUACCUUGUGACAAGACCUUUCCAUUGGUACUAAACCUUUUGACCUACUUUUAAAUUUUUGUACAUAAGUCAUAACUUCUAAAUGGUAAAUAUUAGAGCUUUAAUAUUGUAAAGAGCAUUUCUUGUGACCAGAUCUUUCUACUGGUACCAAGAUAUUUGACCUUGGCCAUCUUCGGAAUUGGCCAUUAUCGGGGGCAUUUGUGUUUCACAAACACAUCUUGUUAUUUCAAUUUUUAAGGGAAAAUGUAAUUCUCAUACAUGGCUUACUUCUGCCAAUUAGAUUUUUUAAAAUUUCAUAUGAUAGCACUGGUGUAGUAAGAUUUAUGAUGACAUUUAAGUAAGGGGUAUUAGAUCAUGAGAUAAGAAAGAGAGAAUGGUUUUCUCGAUUGUUCACGUAAGAAAAGAUUAGGAUAGGGCAUUUAAAAUAGGGCUCCAGAGGGGUAGCAAUUAAGUUCAAGAUAUUAUACAAAUUUACUAUUCCCUAUUACUUUUUCAAUUAUGACUUAUUUCCAAAGUUUUGAAAACAUUUUCUUGCUUUGAUUUUAUUCUACUGGAGACAAAAGUUGGUAUUUUCUAUUUUUUUUAAAUGAGGGAAUAAAGUAAUAUUUCAUCAUCUAUAUAUACAUAGUUCCCGAUUAUGAUAUAAAAGUUUUAGCAUCCAUUCUUACAGUUGUAAUUACGAAAAAGUUAUGUGCCUCCAUGACCUGCUGAAAAAAAUACCUGCACGUACUGCACAUAGAUUGUCUAAUUUGUCUGAAUGUUGACAAGAAAAUACAUGCACAUACUGCACAUAGAUUGUCUAAUUUGUCUGAAUGUUGACAAGAAAAUAGAUAGAUCAAUGCACUCUGUGAAAGAUGUUCUGCUUUGUGAUACAGUGGUUCCAUGUGUACAUGUUCUAUAUUAACUAGUCUACUAAACAUUGGUGUAGAAUGUAACUACAUGUAUUAUAGGUUGUGUUUCAGUAUUAUUUUGUCAGAUUCACCUUUAGAAUAGUAUUAUCUGAGUUGUACAUUGUACAUGUAGUUCCUGGAAUAUUUUUGAGGACAUGAAAUAUGAGUCUUGGUAGUGGCUUUGGCUGUUUAUGCAAUAAAAUGGAUCUUUACUAUAGAAAUAGACCUGGUGAUUGAUUUGAUAAAAUGUUGUUGCUGAAUGUUUUAGAAGAGUAUUAUCAAAAAUAUGUUUGUGCUGGGAGAUACAUGUACACAUGUAAAUAUUCAUGUAGACUUUAAACUCAAUUUUCUUUCAACUUUCAAAUGUUAUCGAUGACUGGUCCCUAUAAAUUAAGCUCUGUGACUACUCAAUUGAAAAUCCAGAGAAUUGAAAAUAUGUGUUGUACACCAUGAUUUUUUUUAUCCUGAGAAUUUAGACAAUUUUAUGAUAUAGUGCUAUACAUGUACAUACACAUGCUGUAAUUUUUCUUGAAGGGAACAGUUCUUAUGCAUGCACAUCUACAGGUAUAUGUAAUAUGUAUUUUAUUCAGCUUGGAGGCUUCUGUGUCUGAAUCUCAUUUUGAUCUUCUUUACAAUAAGACAUGACAGAUAAUAUAUAUAUAUAUAUAUAUAUAUAUAUAUAUAUAUAUAUAUAUAUAUAUAUGUGUGUGUGUGUGUGUGUGCAUGUGUAAAUUAAGUUCAACAAGAGAUGCAAGUUGUUAACCCCCCCCCUUUUUUUUUCUUGUUUGCUUAUGGAGUUUCAUUCAAAAUUUAGACAAUUGAAAAAUGUAACAAACAAGCAAAGAGUUAUGGAACCUGUUUCUCCAUUACAUUAGAGAGCAAUAUGAGAAUUGUGUAUUAAUGAUUAGAGUGGAUAGUGAGAUAAGAUGAACUCUUCAUAUCAUUAUUUUGUUACACAGCUGUCACCUAAUCAAUUCUAAAUACAUAUAUGAUAUAUAAUUGUUCAUGUGACAUAUGUGCUUUUAAAAUUGUAUAAAUUAGCUUCAUUUCUUGUAAAUGUCUGUGACAGAAUCCGUAAUUACAUAUUGUUGUGUAAAUAUUGUUCGUGCUACCUUUGCUGAUUCAAGUGAGUCCAUUUUUUCAUGCCCAUGUGUUUGUGCACAGCUGUGAUAUAUUGUAAAUGAAGGAUAUUCAAAUUAACACUUUGCCAUAUUGUUGUGAAAAUUUAUUUAUUUACAUGUGAUUAAAAUUUUUGACCAAUACA